Molecule: messenger RNA, 2535 nt
Organism: Eleginops maclovinus (Patagonian blennie)
Lineage: Eukaryota; Metazoa; Chordata; Actinopteri; Perciformes; Eleginopidae
Product: protocadherin alpha-3-like
Exons: 1
Coding region: 169-2535 (788 amino acids)
Biological process (GO): homophilic cell-cell adhesion
Cellular component (GO): plasma membrane
Molecular function (GO): calcium ion binding
Source: RefSeq, a predicted model, not a curated record
CGAUAGCAGGACCAUUUUCUGCUCAUGCUUUAACAAACGAUCGGUUUAUCGCAAUUUCUGGAAAUACAGGAAGUUAAUUAUUUAGUACGCAUAUGAAAGCGCUGGAGUGUGUCCUCACAGGAAAGCUGUUUAGCCUGUAAUGGAUUACUGAUAAUUUGAGGUUUAACCAUGGAACAAAGAAGAUGCAAGAUGCGGAGGACGCGAGGAUGUUUGUUCCGCUGUGUGGUUGCUGUGAUUUUGUGGAGCGUGGCUUCAGCGCAGAUAAGAUAUUCUAUCUCCGAGGAAGUUAACGUAGGAACUGCGGUUGGAAAUAUAGCCAAAGAUCUGGGAUUAGAUAAAAGCACAAUUAAAGAUAGGAAGUAUCGGAUUGUAUCCAGUAAUGCAGAUCCGCUUUUCCAUGUGAAUCUAAACGAUGGUGUCCUGUAUGUGAGCCGGAAGAUCGACAGAGAGGAGGUGUGUGCGCAGACCAGUAUGUGUUUAAUAAAUCUGAAAACCGUGCUGGAAAACCCGCUGGAGGUUAACUAUGUUGGUGUGGAAGUCCUGGACAUAAAUGACCAUUCUCCAAGUUUCCCAGAGGAAGAAACUACGUUGGAGAUUUCAGAGUCUGUAAUACCGGGAGUACGUAUUCAGCUUAAAACAUCGCGGGAUCCAGACAGUGUUCCUUUCUCCGUGCAACACUAUAAACUUAAUGACAACGAUCAUUUCCGUUUGGAAAUUAAGGAUAAAGGAGACGAUGGUAAAACACCAAUUUUGGUUAUUCAGAAAUCUUUAGACAGAGAAACUAAAGGAAGCCAUUCAUUAGUACUAACGGCACUGGACGGGGGUAAACCUCCAAAAUCUGGAACUAUGAAUAUUGUAGUAAAUGUUUUAGAUAUUAAUGAUAAUGCACCUGUUUUCGCCAAAGAAGUUUAUGCUGUGAUGAUCGAUGAAAAUGUUCCAAUAGGUACAACAGUCAUACAAGUCAAUGCAACUGAUUUAGAUGAAGGGCCGAAUGGAGAAGUAGUUUACUCAUUUACUAAUAGUAUAAACAGAAGGUUAUUAAAAAUAUUUGAUAUGAAUCCAUCAACAGGUGAAAUAACUGUUAAGAGUUUGAUAGAUUACGAGGAGAAAGACAACUAUGAGAUUGAAAUUCAAGCAUCAGAUAAAGGUCUUGCUCCACUGGCUACAGAAAAAAGUGUCAUCAUUAAGAUAGUUGACGUCAAUGAUAAUGCUCCUGAGGUAGAGGUUACUUCAUUUUCAAGCUCCAUCCCUGAAGAUUCAAGAGCUGGAACUACAGUAGCCCUUAUCAGCGUCAAGGACUUGGACUCUGGUCUCAAUGGAAAAGUAAUUUGCUCCAUAGAUGAGGAUGUACCUUUUACUUUAUUGCCAUCUUUACAAGACAAAAUGUAUGCAUUGGUGACUAAAACACCUCUGGAUAGAGAGAAACAGUCACAAUAUGUGUUGACGAUAACUGCAAAAGAUGCUGGUCAACCUCCAUUAUCAUCUGAGAAGACCAUAAAUGUAGUGGUUUCAGAUGUGAAUGACAAUAGUCCGUUUUUUUCACUGAGUCCAUAUACUUUCUAUGUCACUGAAGUAAAUGAGCCAGGUACCUCUGUGUUUUCAGUAAAAGCUUUCGAUCGUGAUGAGAAUGACAAUGCACAAAUAACCUAUCAUAUUCUCAGAGAUGGCCGAAAAGGAAAUUCAUUUACCUCCUUUUUAAAUAUCAACUCUGAAACUGGAGACAUUUUGGCGCUGAAAAGCUUUGACUUUGAGACUCUGAAAACGUUCCAGUUCCAAGUUGUCGCCACAGAUUCUGGAACUCCGUCACUAAGCAGCAAUGUCACAGUGCACGUGUUCAUUCUGGAUCAGAACGAUAACGCUCCAGUCAUCCUGUAUCCGGUCAGCUCUAACGGUUCUGCUGAAGGUGUGGAGGAGAUUCCCCGCAAUGUGAACGCAGGACACUUGGUGACUAAAGUCAGAGCCUAUGACGCUGAUAUAGGAUAUAACGGCUGGUUACUGUUCUCACUGCAGGAAGUCACUGACCACAGUCUCUUUGGUUUGGACCGCUAUACAGGACAGAUCAGAACACUUCGCUCAUUCACAGAGACAGACGAGGCUGAGCAUAAACUGAUCAUACUGGUGAAAGACAAUGGCAACGUUUCCCUGUCAGCAACAGCUACUGUGGUUGUCAAACUUGUGGAGCCCAGAGAGGCUUUUGCUGCUGCUGAUGUUAAAAGUGCAACAAAAGAUGAUGAGGAUAAUAAUGUGACUUUUUACCUGAUGAUAAUUCUGGGCUCAGUCUCAACACUAUUUCUCAUCAGCAUCAUCGUGCUGAUUGCAAUGCAGUGCUCUAAAUCCACAGACUAUACUUCUAAAUAUCUCCAAGAGACUAACUAUGAUGGGACACUGUGUCACAGCAUCCAGUACAGAUCUGGAGACAAGCGGUACAUGUUAGUUGGACCCAGAAUGAGUAUAGGAUCUACUAUAGUCCCAGGCAGUCAAGCCAACACACUGGUGCUUCCUGACAGGAGGGGGACAUCCACAGAGGUAAGAUAA